Notolabrus celidotus (New Zealand spotty) is the source of this 1319-nucleotide messenger RNA. RefSeq names its product RAD9-HUS1-RAD1 interacting nuclear orphan 1 (gene rhno1). Gene Ontology annotation, biological process: recombinational repair; cellular response to ionizing radiation; DNA damage checkpoint signaling. The coding region runs from base 202 to 1107 and encodes 301 amino acids. The record is from RefSeq and is a predicted model, not a curated record. The transcript has 3 exons. Gene Ontology annotation, cellular component: chromosome; nucleus. Lineage: Eukaryota; Metazoa; Chordata; Actinopteri; Labriformes; Labridae.
GGACGAGACUGGCGGAAACCGGAAAAUAUUAAGUAAUAUGGAAGAAGAGAGAAGACGGAACACAAAAAAGUUCAUUUCAAAACAACUGAGCGACAUACUUGUUAUCUAUGUAUGAUUUGUUUGUAUUUGGUGUAUUUGUAGCGUUAUCUAAUUCGAAGAACUACAGUGAGCCCAUCAGGUCUUUGGGGAUGAUUUCUAUUGAUGCCACGCAAAGCUUCAAGGACAGACAAACCUUCCCUGCUGUUCCUGGAACGGACUUUGAGUGGAGCCAGACUCCAAAAUGGGCCUGAAGUCCGAGCAGCUCUCAAUCCCAGAGAGUUCUUCACAGAGACACAAGCACACAGCAGCUCAGCUCACAAAUCUUGGAUAAGCCCUCAAUUUGACAGCACACUUGCAGCUGCACCCCCAGUGAGACGUGGGAGAAGAAAAUGCCACUCCACCACGAGCGUCUUUGACAAUUCCACUCAGCUGAUCAGGAAAAACAGUGUGUGCAAAUUCCCUGCAUUAUCAUUUCAGACAAGGCAAGGAGACCAGACUCAUCAUCCGAAGAGAACACGCAAGAAGAAAGCUACAGAGUCUACUACAGGGUCUGAUGUGGGAAAUCAACCACAGGGAUCACUCCAAAUCAGUAAGACGGUUUCAAGUGUGAAGUGCGAAGAGACACCAAAGAGACAAUUAACCACAAUCAGAAAAAGAAAUGUGGAGAGGUGUUCCGACGCCGCGUCAUCCUCAAACAGAUGUGUGGAAGGGCCCGAAAUCCAAUCUGUCCAAGCGACUGAGAGAUGUGUAGUCCCAGCACAUGGUGCUUCAGCACUUGCCCUAAAUGAUUUCAGCACCACUGAGGUCAGCAGCAUUGGACUCCCUCCUGAUGUGGACACUCCAAAAGUAAUUCAAGAAGGGAUCAGCUGCCUCUCCUCCCAGUCUUUACACCUGCUACUGCCUCAGCCAUGCACACCGCCGGGUUAUCAACCACCUGACAUUUUGGUGGCUGAUACACCAGAGAGGGAUUAUGGUGUCAAGGUGACAUGGAGGAGGAGGAGGGGUUUGAUGUUGUUGCUAAAAGACAGGGACCAUCUCUCAGAUUCAGAUGUGUUAGUGCACAGCUGAUGGGGAGACAUGUCAAUAGAAGAAGACAGACAUUUUUUAUCAGAUCACCUUUAUGACCAGAACUCUUAUUAACUUUUAUAUUGCACUGAAUGAAACUGCUGCAUCUAAAGCGAUGAACACCCAUUACAUUCAGAGACUGUUUAGUUUAACUUUUAUCAAGCCUGAAGCAAUGCAAAAUAUCAGAACUGUAAUAAAUACUUGUCUAAUUUUUG